AUGACCGAGGUUGAACUUGCCGAUCGGCUGUCCCAGACGGUACUCGCCCACGUUCAAAGUUUCCUCUAUAACUCAGCCGGGGCAAUGCAUUUGUUGUGCGACCUCAACGAGUACAAGAAGUUCGUCUCCGGGUGGAGAUGUGGACGAGACGCUGUACUACCUUUUGAAAGGUUACAUUCGCUCGCGAAUCUGCUAGUGGUGCUGCCGGACAGCCUAGCAGAUGCGGCACGAAGCCCGACUCUAGCAAACAUCGACCGGACCCUGAUCGUCAACUUCAUCCAACUCCGCGAGGACCACAAGAAGGUCAAAGCCCAAAACCUAGUCAUC
Molecule: messenger RNA, 327 nt
Organism: Mesorhabditis spiculigera
Lineage: Eukaryota; Metazoa; Nematoda; Chromadorea; Rhabditida; Rhabditidae
Source: the annotation of a GenBank genome assembly